CAUCAUGAACUUCCUUGCCCGCACUGCUCGUGCUGUCCGCCCUGUGCGUAUGGUUCGUUCCUAUGCCACUGAGGCUGCCGCUACUGGCCUCCGUUUGACCUUUGCUGUCCCUCACCAGACCAUUUACAAGGAUGUCUCGGUUACUCAAGUCAACAUUGCUGCUGUCUCCGGCGACAUGGGUAUCCUUGCUAGCCACGUGCCAUCCAUUGAGCAGCUUCGCCCAGGUCUUGUUGAAGUUCUCGAGGCUACUGGCUCUAAGAAAUUCUUUGUCUCUGGGGGCUUUGCUACCAUGAACCCUGACUCCAGCCUUAACAUCAACGCCAUUGAGGCUUUUCCCGUUGAGGACUUCAGUUCCGAGGCCGUCCGCCAUAAUCUUGCCGAGGCCCAGCGCCUUUCCAACUCUGGAGCCACUGAAGAAGAGAGGAUUGCUGCCAAGAUUGAGGUCGAAGUCCUUGAAUCUCUCCAGGCUACUCUCAAUGCCAAGUAAACUGGGGGACACCUGUUGGAUAAAGAAAUGAAAGUGAUAGGAUUAGGAAUACAGAUAGAGCGCUUCUAAAAACUAUUUAAAGCAAAAUCAAAUAUUUUGGAGUUUGUUCGCCAGGG
Lobosporangium transversale is the source of this 603-nucleotide messenger RNA. Its product is annotated as ATP synthase delta mitochondrial. The transcript has 5 exons. The coding region runs from base 5 to 487 and encodes 160 amino acids. Gene Ontology annotation, biological process: proton motive force-driven ATP synthesis. Lineage: Eukaryota; Fungi; Mortierellomycota; Mortierellomycetes; Mortierellales; Mortierellaceae. Gene Ontology annotation, molecular function: proton-transporting ATP synthase activity, rotational mechanism. The record is from RefSeq and is a predicted model, not a curated record.